Dicentrarchus labrax (European seabass) is the source of this 1136-nucleotide messenger RNA. RefSeq names its product OVCA2 serine hydrolase domain containing (gene ovca2). Gene Ontology annotation, cellular component: nucleus; cytoplasm. Gene Ontology annotation, biological process: response to retinoic acid. The coding region runs from base 211 to 894 and encodes 227 amino acids. Lineage: Eukaryota; Metazoa; Chordata; Actinopteri; Moronidae. The record is from RefSeq and is a predicted model, not a curated record. The transcript has 2 exons.
CCUCAUUCCUUCCGGUUGACCUCAUGACAGAUGCAGCUGAACUUUCGGUAUUUUAACAGCUAAAAAAAACCUCUCUGUAAUCGUUAAAACAUCCCGUUAUCCAUUUUAUCUGACCAGUUAAAGCGGUGCGCUGUAUGACAAGGACCUGUUACUUCUAUAUAUUGACGUUAAUAUCCUCCGACCGAUAACUGAAAGUAACUUUAGCUCUCCAUGGCACCUCUCCGGGUCCUGUGCAUCCAUGGUUACCGUCAGAACGGCCGCUCGUUCCGCGAGAGGACCGGAGCUCUGCGGAAGCUGCUGAAGAAACACGUGGAGCUCGUUUACCUGAGUGCACCGCACAGUGUCCCGCAAACCAGCAGCGAAGAAGCUCCAGAGAAGGAGAAUGGUUCUGGACCUGGACCUGGACCUGGAGGCGAUGAGGACUCCAAGGGGUGGUGGUUUUCUGACAUCCAGGCUCGGAGUUUCAAUGCCCAGCAGCAGUGUGAAGAAAGCCUGGGGCUCAACGAGAGCGUGACGGUUGUGAGAGAAGCUGUGAAGGUCCAAGGUCCAUUUGACGGCAUCCUGGGCUUCAGUCAGGGAGCAGCUUUUGUGGCCAUGCUGUGCUCUCUUCAGGAGCAAAAACUGGAGCCAGAGUUCAGCUUCCGCUUUGCCAUCCUUGUCGCUGGUUUCCGCAGCGCAUGUAAGGAACAUCAAACGUUCUACAACACACCUCUCCAGAUCCCGUCCCUGCAUGUGUUUGGACUGGAGGACAGAGUCAUCCCAGACAACAUGAGCAGGGAGCUCCUCCCCUCCUUCCAAGACCCUCAGGUCCUGACACAUCCUGGUGGUCAUUUUGUUCCUGCUGCAUCUGCUCACAGACAAACCUACCAGGACUUUCUCAAGAGGUUCCAGUGAGAGAUGAAAGUCACAGAAACUCAGGGACUAAGGCGAAAGGCCAGGGAAUGCUGAUUGUUUAAUGUUCAGAAAAAUCUUGUGAUAACAUAAUUGAUACCAGAGGCACUUUGAGUAAAAAUGCCAAGUUCAGAAUCAUGACCUCUGGAAGCUGAUCUGAUCCUUCCAACAGUGCAGUGACUGCUGUCCUUCUCAGGGAAGAUAUCUUGUUACAGACAAUAAAUUGACAUUGUUUAUGUAAUGUA